This is a messenger RNA of Botrytis deweyae, 1656 nucleotides long. RefSeq lists its product as uncharacterized. Gene Ontology annotation, molecular function: oxidoreductase activity; molybdenum ion binding. The record is from RefSeq and is a predicted model, not a curated record. Gene Ontology annotation, cellular component: mitochondrion. Lineage: Eukaryota; Fungi; Ascomycota; Leotiomycetes; Helotiales; Sclerotiniaceae. The transcript has 5 exons. The coding region runs from base 1 to 1656 and encodes 551 amino acids.
AUGACAGAAUCUGAAUCGAACAUCCAUCAUGCAAAUAGCAUGAAUGGUCCAACCGGUAGAAGUGAUGCUAGACAUCCAAGUAUACUGCACCCAGAUCUCGAGAUACGUUCCAGUGAUGAAUUGCCAGAUCCAAGUGAAUUGGAAUUGGAGGAAGAGUUAGAUGGUUGGCACGGAUAUAUCGAAUGGGAAAAAUAUCCUGAGCGAAAGCAGAAAGUAAAAGAAUUCAUGAAGAAAUAUAAGUUUCCCUCGGCACCCGAAUUUCAAUUAGUUCCCUUACCCAAAACUAAUCCAGUACUAGAAGGUGUGAGAUGGAAACAGUAUCAUUAUGCAUUGGGCAAAAAAACGAAAGAUAUGCCAGCAGAGAGCUGGCUGUUUGUUGAGAAGGAAAAGUCUCCAGACAUGAUUCAUGUCUUACAAUUCCCAUACAACGGAGAACCCCCUCGAAAUCGACUCGUUGAAUCGGCCAUAACUUCUAAUGAGGAUCAUUUUGUUCGAAAUCAUGGUGGAAUUCCUGAGAUCGACGAAGACUCUUACUUCUUCGAUGUUGCUGGUUUGGUCAACAAUCCGAAACGUAUUACUUUGAAGGAUUUGAAGGAUGAAACCAUCUUCCCAAGACAGAGUAACGUGGUCACAAUUCAAUGUUCAGGGACCAGGAGAAUUGAGCAAAUUAAUCAGUACCCUGGUGACGGAGAUGAACUCAUCAAUGCACCCUGGGGAGAAGGAGCUAUUGGAACCGCACGAUGGACCGGUGUAUCCCUCAAGAAAGUUAUCAAAUACUGCGGUGGCCUCAAAGACCCAUCAGGAACUUAUCAUCUUGAAUUUCUCGGCGCAGACACCUACUUCAAAAAGGGAGAAGUAUACAACUACGCUGUAUCCGUUCCCUGGCGCAAGGUGAAAAUUAAUGAGGUACUGCUGGCCUGGGAAAUGAAUGGGGAGCCACUCCCUAAGAUCCAUGGCUUUCCAUUACGUGCUGUGGUAUUUGGCUAUAUCGGCGCUCGCUCAUGUAAAUGGCUUACCAGGAUUAACGUUCUACCCCAUGAAUCUCUUGGUCCGGUGCAGAAGAAAGAAUACUUGUAUUACAAUUCUCAAGUUGGAAAACAUAAUGCAGCUUACAGUUCUGGAUUUAGUAUUCAAGAUAUGCCAGUAAGUUCAGCGAUCAUGAGCCCAGUGGAUAUGGAUCAGAUAAUACAUGAGGGGACAAUAAAAAUGAGGGGAUGGGCAUACAGUGGGGGAGGACAUUGGCCGGUGAGAGUAGAGGUUAGUGGGGAUGGAGGGAAUAUUUGGUACGAGGUACCUUAUGAGAACUUGAGCGAAAAGUAUUAUCAUGCUUGGAGAUUAUGGGAGAUCGAUCUUCCAGUCGAUGCGGAAGGAUGGUUAGAGUUGGUGGUUAGGUGUUGGGAUAAUUCAAUGAAUACGCAACCUACAUUUGUGAGAUCUACUUGGAAUUGGGAUCUCCAUGUCACUUCUUCCUGUCACCGAAUCAAAGUCUUUAGUAUCAACAAGACGAGACCAAAGACAGCAGCAAGACUGCAAAUGUAUGAGAAAAUGGGAGUACCGUUCCUGCCAAUCACUCAGCCUGGACCUUUUGAAUUGGAGGAAGAUGACACGUAUGAUGCAGAGAUGGAAGCUAGAGGUGGUCGGGAUCCUUUAGAGUAA